This is a messenger RNA of Dermacentor albipictus, 812 nucleotides long. Lineage: Eukaryota; Metazoa; Arthropoda; Arachnida; Ixodida; Ixodidae. The record is from RefSeq and is a predicted model, not a curated record.
AUGAAGAUCAACACCUUCAAAUGCAUAAAACGGUCCUCUGUAUUACAGAUUCGUGCGUGCGUCCUCUUGGCUCUUGCUACCAGCGCCUUCGCCGGUUUCACCGGCUACGGCCUGGGCUACGGCUAUGGCCACGGCCUGGGUUACAGCGGUCUUGGCUACGGCCUUGGCUACGGUGGUUUGGGCUACGGCCUUGGCUAUGGCGGUCUCGGCUACGGCUAUGGCCUCGACUAUGCCGGCUAUUCUCCAGCUGUGCACACUGUCACCCACGCUACUCCAGCCGUCACCACUGUCACCCACGCCGCCCCAGCCGUCGCCGCUUACCACGCUGCCCCAGCUGUGGCUACCUACGCUGCUGCUCCAGCCGUGACCAAGGUUGCUACCACCUACCACACCCCAGCUGUUGCCACCGUGGCCCAUGGCCCAGUUGCCACUUACGCCACUGCUGUCCACGCCGCUCCAGCUGUUGCCACCGUGGCCCAUGCCCCAGUUGCCACUUACGCCACUGCUGUCCACGCCGCCCCAGCUGUUGCCACCGUUGCCCACGCUCCAUUUGUCGGUGGCUACCAUGCUGCCCCAGUCUACGGUUAUGGCGUCGGAACCCUCGGCUACGGUGCCGGACACUACGGUUUCGGCCACGGUCUCCUCGGCUACGGUCUGAACUAUGGCUAUGGCCUUGGAUCUCCAUUCCACUACGGCGCUCUUUUCCGCAAGAAGAAGUAAAUGUCCUCACCCGACCAGACCUGAAUGCAGACAAUAGUCACGGCCAUGCUAGCAUUGCUGGUGGCGAACAAAACUUGCAAAUAAAGUAUUUU